This is a messenger RNA of Diaporthe citri, 1650 nucleotides long. RefSeq lists its product as uncharacterized. Bases 1 to 1650 code for a protein of 549 amino acids. NCBI's taxonomy places the organism in Eukaryota, Fungi, Ascomycota, Sordariomycetes, Diaporthales, Diaporthaceae. Gene Ontology annotation, molecular function: iron ion binding; heme binding; oxidoreductase activity, acting on paired donors, with incorporation or reduction of molecular oxygen. The record is from RefSeq and is a predicted model, not a curated record. The transcript is spliced from 2 exons.
AUGGCGAUUGACAUUGCGGAUAGCCUGACGCCUGCUGGCCUUGCCGUUGCGUCUCUCUUCGGCUUGGUCGCCUGCGCUGUCUUGAGGUUGCUGCAAGUCGGUAGACGACCUGCUGGACUGCCCCCAGGUCCUCCAACUCUCCCUAUCAUCGGGAACUUGCAUCGUAUGCCGACAUUCAAGCCAUACAAGGUAUUUGCGGAAUGGGGGAAAGUGUACGGGCCGAUAUACUCGCUCAUGGUGGGCUCAAAUCCUCUCAUCAUGAUACAGUCACAAGAGAUCGCAAAGGAGCUGCUGGACAAGCGGGGUUCAAACUAUUCCACUCGCCCAGAUCUUUACAUUUUGUCCGAACUUUCGAGCCGAGGAAUGCGACAAGUUGCAAUGAAAUAUACUCCCACAUGGCGCCAAAUCGCCCGCAUCAACCACAAACUCUUGAACGCCAAGGCGGCUCUGGCCUUCACACCAUACCAGACCCUCGAGAGCCGCCAGAUGCUCGCAGAUAUCCUAGAUAAUCCCUCCGAGCACCAGAGACACAUCCAGCGGUACUCCAACAGCGUAAGCUGCCAGAUGGUCUAUGGCUUCCGCACAACGACGUGGUCCGACCCUAGAUUACAAAGUGUUGUCUCCAUAUUCAACGAAGUCUGUGACCUGGCCAUUACCAUUCCCGCCCGUCUGAUGGACUGCUACCCAAUCUUGCAAAAGUUACCAAAGUCUCUCCUGCCUGUUUGCCGGCAGGCCCUGGACCUCGAGCGCCGCUGUAUAGAGGUCUUCAUGGACCGGUGGAUGGCGGCCAAGAAGAAGACUCAGGACAAGAUUGCGACACCAUGCUUCUGCGCGGCGCUUUCCCAGGCGCAAAAGUCCGAGGGUUUCUCUGAUGAACUGGCGUCGUACAUUGCCGGCGAUCUCAUAGAGGCUGCAAGCAGCACAUUGUCCGACACGCUCUUCGGCUUUCUGAUGGCCAUGGUGACCCACCCGGAGGUACAGCGCCGCGCACAGGAGCAGUUGGACGCGGUGGUGGGUACCGAUCGCCUCCCGACGUUCGACGACAUGGCUCGGCUGCCGUACAUCCGCGGAUGUGUAAAGGAAACAUUACGAUGGAUGCCCACUACGUCGUUACUAGUACCGCACUCGCCAAUACAGGACGACGUCUACCGUGACUUCACCAUCCCUGCUGGUGCGGGUGUCGUCGUCAACGUGUGGGCGCUGAAUAUGGACCCGGAGAGAUGGCCGGACCCUCAGGUCUUUGAUCCCUCAAGGUUCGAAAAGGAGGACAGGUCAGAGUAUGAAAUUGCGAAAACCUACGACCCGGACACACUGAGACAUAAUUAUGUCUUUGGCGCUGGCAGACGGCUCUGCCAGGGCAUUCAUUCCGCGGAGCGGAGUUUGUUCUUAUCUAUGGCGUGCCUGCUCUGGGCCUUUGACUUUUCUACGCCUGACCCGAGCAAGAUCGACACGGAGGACCUCAGAGGUGGACUGGCGGUGCAGCCUGCCCCAUUCGAAUGCCACAUCAAGCCCAGAGACGAGCGCAGGGCGGCGAUGGUGAGGAAGGAAUGGUCCGCUAUGCAGGAUGAUUUCUUGGACCCUGUCACUAAGCAGUGGAAAUCUGUCCCCGAUGGCAUGCCUUUGAGUACGUAUUCAAUGGAUCAGGUAUAG